Messenger RNA from Mytilinidion resinicola, 746 nucleotides. RefSeq lists its product as uncharacterized. The transcript has a single exon. The record is from RefSeq and is a predicted model, not a curated record. Bases 82 to 636 code for a protein of 184 amino acids. Lineage: Eukaryota; Fungi; Ascomycota; Dothideomycetes; Mytilinidiales; Mytilinidiaceae.
CGACCAUACACUUUCAACCGGUAUCUUGGUGGUGGGAUUAAGAAAUACAGGAGUGGCAGGUACAUUGGGCUUCCAAGGAAGAUGGCAGAUGGAGGAGUGGGUCUGAAGGAGCGCAUCAAGGCACACAAGAUGUCUCUCUUUUGUGCACUGUGCAGCACUGGAUGGUCGGGUGACGGCAAAUUCUGGAAUCAGAUCUUCACUAAUCGGAAAGAAAAAACGACGCCAAAGAGCCGCCAGUCUGCUGCUUUUGAGAAGCGGAUAAAGGAACAGCCUUUUGCGGAAUCCCUCAACAAGAUCAAGGACGUGGUACAGAGCGAGUUCAUUGGUUCGUUUCCGAUCGCUAAACUCAACUUCUUUGCGCUGUAUGCCUUCUGCACUGAGGUCCUGAUUGAGGUUUCGCGAAAGUUUACCGCGCCGGGAGCUAUGCCGGUGUCUAUGAUACCCUACAACCUGGAACUGGCAGUGGACUGCGCUGCAGGUUUCUCCUUUGUCGCUUGUUCAUUCGAUGUCAUUCAAAUCUUCCUAGAUAGAAACCAAUCGGUGGCGGGACAUCGAGCUUUGCUUUUGAUGAAGAAGGCUUUGAUUACAGUAAGCGAAGGAAAGACCGCAUCUGACUUUCUAUGGAAGUCUCUUUGAGUAUUACAAUGUGUCGACACUGGUUUUCUACGUCCCAUGUAUACCAUAUAUCACAGCCUAGCUUCCUCCAACUGCCAAAACCUCGCACUAAUGUCAACAAAAUUCCCAUA